This is a messenger RNA of Paramecium tetraurelia, 1710 nucleotides long. RefSeq lists its product as uncharacterized. The transcript has a single exon. Lineage: Eukaryota; Ciliophora; Oligohymenophorea; Peniculida; Parameciidae. The record is from RefSeq and is a predicted model, not a curated record.
AUGUUCAAUAAAGAUUAUUUAUCCAACUUACUAUACUUCCAACGAUUAAAAAAUAUCACCUCUGAAAAAGAUUACGAACCCAUACUGCAGAGUUUUCUCCAAUAAGCCAAAAUUCACUAUUUGCCUAAAGAUAGAUUUGUGUUCAAAUACAAACUCAAAAUUGAUUACUUCCUCAUUCUACUUAAAGGCAGAUGUCUCAAAUUAAUACCAAAAUCUCAUGAUUAACUUACAUAGGAGAUCAAAGAAUUAGAAUUGAGAUUUCCAGGUAUUCAGAGAUUGCCUUAAAAUUUCCAUCUAAAUCCUACUACCAAAACACUCUCUUUCAGAGGCAAAGAAAAUUAUCCAAAAGAAAAUCUAGUUAUCUUAUAAGAUUAGUUAAAUCAAUUAAACAUCCAAUCCUUCCAGAUGUUGAGUCUAAUGGCACAUCUCAUUGAAGGACAUGUGGUUCGAUUUCAAAGUGCCCAUAUCAUCAGUGAGGAUGAUGCUCUUAUAGAAUCCAUUACUAAAAAUGCUCAAUGCACCAUCAUUACCUUGGAUAACUGUGAGUUCCUACAAUUGUAGGUCUAACAAUAUUUGGAAAUCAUUGAGACCUCCAAAAGAAGGAAGAAUGAGAAAAUCGAAUUUCUGAUGUGCCGAGCAUUUCAAGAUGGGAUCAAGUAUCCUGAUUUCAAACGAGUUCUCCAGGAACUGAUCAAUUCUUCAGAAAGAGUCAAGUUAUGCAAUCACCAAAAUCUCUAUUCCUUCGAGAUGCAAUCUCAUUAUGUGUAUUUGAUCUUAAAAGGAGAAUUCUACGUUUCCUACAGCAGUCAUAACAAUAACUUUGAAGUUCAAUGUUGUGGUAGUGAUACUCAAUAUGAUAGAUUCAGGAAAACUCUGAGACACGAUCAAAAACAAGUCAAACAGUUAGUUCGCUAUCCAAUUCAAAUCAAUGAAAGCACAUUCGAACUCCUUAAGUAGGCAAACAAAUUUUCUACUAGAGAGUACAUUCUAUUGAAAUUGGGACCUGGAUAAUUGUUAGGCGAAGAAGAUUUCAAUCACGAUUGUUUCAAUAACGUCUAUCAUUCAUUUAAUUGUUCAUGUGUUAGUGCCAAGGGAAGUGUUCUAGCCAUUAAGAAGGUCGACAUCUAUCGUAUUUGUAUUGUUAAUGAUUGGUUUGCCAAGCUUUUUCAUAAGAGAUGCGAAAUGAAGCGAAAAUGGCUCUAGGAAAGAUUUGAAAAUCAUUUGAACAAAAACAUAUAGAAUGAAAUUAUGAAAAAAACUAUCCAACCUGAAAAAACUCAAAGAGUAGAUGAUUCCUUAUUCCUAAGACUCAAAUUCCUUGAUGAAGAAGCCACCAAACACAAAAGCACCAAAAUCUAGAAAUCUCAAAUCUCUCCAGAAAGAGAUCUUACAACUCGUUGUAAUUAAAGAAAAUUGGCACUAAAAAAACUCAUUGAACACAAUAGAAAAUCUAAUCCUAACAAUGAUCCAAACUGUAUUGGAAUGAUUUAAUAUCUAAUUAAACUUGAUCGGCAUAAAUAAAUGCUCCUUCAACAUUCAAUACGAUUAGCAAUAGGAUCAUAAAUGAAUAAGCAAAGAAAUUCCUCCCAACACACUUAAGCUAAUGACUAAUCGAUUAGUAAAUCGAGAAUAUCACCUCAACGCACAUAUUCUUUUAGAUUAGGAAGAAGUAAUUCAAUGAUUAGUAGUGUUAUUAAUUAUAAAAAAUGA